This is a messenger RNA of Fraxinus pennsylvanica, 2367 nucleotides long. Lineage: Eukaryota; Viridiplantae; Streptophyta; Magnoliopsida; Lamiales; Oleaceae. The record is from the annotation of a GenBank genome assembly.
AUGGACGCCGGGGAGUCACCCCCGGCGGUUAGUUUUGGACAACGCCGGGAACUUCCCGGAAACCUGACAGAUGAUUUCUGUGAAAUUGAUAUACCACUCCAUUCUGCCGGCGCCUGGGACAUCGGUGGAGCCAGAAGCUUUCUACAUUAUGUAUUACCCCGCCUUCAGCUGCAGCUAGCAGUCGUUUUUCUGUUCACUCAAUCCCUUCAUCUCUUGCUCAGGCGUUUUCAUAUGCCCCGCAUUUUCUCUGAGCUCCUGGCUGGUAUAAUACUGGGACCAACUGUUCUGGGACAGAUCCCAAACUUUCGAAAGACACUUUUCCCACAAGAAGGAGACAUAUACAUCGACUUAUUAGGCAAAAUUGGCUUCAUUUUCUUUAUUUUUCUCAGUGGAGUGAAAAUGGAUCCGAAAACAGUAAUGAGAACAGGUGCCAAGGCAUGGACAAUAGGAGUUGUUGCUGCCACCUUUCCAGUUUCUAUUGGCUUAGGGUUUGGCGCAAUAGCUGAGAAAGUUAUACACAGGUACCGAUGGCCAACUUGCAGGAGUAUUGUUGGAAUACAGAAUUUAUUCGCAUUUCCUGUAAUUGCUUCCAUGCUUGUUGACCUGCAAAUCAUAAACUCUGAGCUUGGCCGCCUUGCAUUGGCAUCAGGACUGAUUAGUGAUUUUUUGAGCGGUCUUGCUCUAAGUUCACUAUCCCUUUACAUAAUUGGGAAGUACUCCUUUGCAAAAGCAGUGGGAGCACAGUCUGUUAUCUUAACCAUUGGUUUAGUUUUACUUAUCAUUUUCAUCGGCCAGCCUGUUUCACAAUGGAUCAUCCAAAAGACUCCAGAAGGAAAGCCAGUGACUAGAGUUCAUAUCAUUCUGAUGUCACUAGUGGUUCUAGUAGUGGUUUUACUGACUGAUAAUGUGGGACUUCACUAUCAAUAUGGCCCUUUCUUGUUAGGCUUGGUAGUACCAGAUGGCCCGCCUUUGGGAUCGACAUUGGUAGACAGGUUGGAGACUCUAAUAUCAGGACUGUUCACACCACUUAUGAUUACUUACUGUGGGAUGAAAGUAAAUCUUGUUGAGAUUUAUGAUCUAAGCUUCAUGGUAUGGAUAUGGUGCAUCGUCGCCUUAUUUUUAGGAUUGAAGUUACUUGCAAUUUUCUGUCCAGCAAAAAUGUGCAAAGUACCUGUUAAAGAUGCUGCUGCUCUUGCCAUCAUUAUGAGUACACAAGGAGUUGUUCAGAUGUCAUUUUACUAUAGCAAUUUUGUAAAUCAGACAUUUGAUGGAGAGACAUUUUCCAUGUUGAAUACAAUAAUACUAAUACAAGCUGCAGCUUCACAUCUAAUGGUGAAGUUGUUAUAUGAUGAUUCAAGAAUGUACACUGGCUAUGAGAAAAGAGACAUUCAGCACACAUCACUGAAUUCAGAGCUGAGAGUGGUUUCAUGCGCACAUCGAGUUGAUGAUGUAUUGGCUGUUAGAAAAGUCUUCGAAGCUUCUUUUCCUACCAAAGAAAGUCCACUUUCAAUAUAUGGUCUGCACCUGGUCGAGCUUGUAGGCCGGGCCUCUCCCUUACUGAUUGAUCACCAAUUAGGCCAAAAGUCUUCCAAUGUCGCACGUACACACAAAAUGAUUGAAGUUCUUUAUGCAUACGAACAAGAAUACUCGGGAUUGGUCAGCGUGCAGCAAUUUACUUCAAUAUCUCUAACCAAGUUCAUGCACUGUGACAUCUGUACACUUGCCUUCGACAAAUCAGCAUCCUUGAUUAUACUUCCAUUUCACAGGAAAUGGAAUCACCAAGGAAAAUUGAUGUUAGACAGCAGUGUCUUGAGAUUAAUUAACACUAAUGUAUUGGAAAAUGCUCCUUGUUCAGUUAGUAUUCUUGUCGACCGCCACAAAAUACGUCGGAUGUCUCCUCUUUCAUCUGUUUACAACUUGGGAUUAGCUUUCUUUGGAGGAAUUGAUGACCGUGAAGCGUUGGCUUAUGCUAGGAGAAUGGCAAAAUCACCAGAUGUACAUCUGACAGUAGUUCGAUUUGUUCCAUGGGAACUUUAUGCAGGUGUCAGCCAAUGGGAAGCAGUGCUUGAUGCAGAAAUAUUGAAAGAUAUAAGAAUGCAAGGUGCACACCAGGAUAAUAUCAUUUACAAAGAGGAAAGGGUGAAAGAUGGGGCUGAAACUGCACUUUUAAUUCGUGAUAUGGAAGAAGCUUUUGAUCUAAUCAUUGUGGGACGACGCCAUAGUGAUGAUAUGCCACAGCUGUUAGGCCUUAGUGAAUGGAAUGAUUUGCCAGAACUAGGGCCAGUCGGAGACAUGCUUGCUGCUGCUGAUAUCAAUAUACCUGUUUCUGUGCUGGUGGUGCAACAUCAAAUUGUGAAGAAGAAAUGA